CAGUCAUCUGGUCAGGCGCGUGUGGCACGUGUAAUCGUAAAAAUGUCUGACGGUGGGAAAAAGAAUAAUAAACCUAAAAUGGAGAAAAGACGACGAGCAAGAAUGAAUGCCUCUCUAGGCGAAUUAAAGGCUUUACUCUUGGAUUCUAUGAAAAGAGAUGGAACUAAGCAUAAUAAAAUGGAAAAGGCUGAUAUCCUCGAGUAUACAGUUCAAUAUUUAAGGAGAAUUCAACGCCAAGAGUUUUCAGUCGCUGCUGCUUCCGAUCCAUCAAUUUUGAAUAAAUACUACGCCGGCUACAAUGAAUGUACGGAGGAAGUUUCAAAAUUUUUAUUAUCAGCCGAUAUUGAUUCGGAUUUAAGAACCCGUUUAGUAGAACACUUAACGUCCUGUUCAACGAUACGAAAAGCCGAUCCCAACAACAAUAACGUUCUACCAAUGACUUUUGUCCUACCGGAAAGAUCCAAUUAUUUAGUUAUAACAAAUUCAACACCAGAAAAGGCUAUACUUAUGCAACUUCCGUUGGAAAAAAAGAGAUCUGGUUCUCCUUGCUCAUCGGAUUGCUCACCUCCAAAGUGCUCAAAAUCUGAAGAUCAUUGGAGACCUUGGCAAAAGAACAUUAUGUGACCAUAUGAAUUUCUAGAAUAUUUAAUAAACAAUUUUUUAAAGAAAAGAGAUAAAUGAUAAAAUAGAGAAUUAAUGACAAAAAAAGAGAGAACAAAUUUCAGGAAGAGAAAUUGAGCAUUUCUGAAUGUAAAAUAUGAAUGAAAAGACUUUUUUAUUGGUUGUGAAUUUAAUGACAGAAA
Messenger RNA from Dimorphilus gyrociliatus, 803 nucleotides. NCBI's taxonomy places the organism in Eukaryota, Metazoa, Annelida, Polychaeta, Dinophilidae. The record is from the annotation of a GenBank genome assembly.